GUGACGAUCUUUUCCGGGUCGAGAAGUUAGCACACCCAUGAUUGUGAGCUAGCGGGCCCGAGUUGUCCAUUUAAAAAAAUCCCCCGAAGGAAAUAUAAUCGGACAUUUAAACACUUCCAGUGCAGAACAUUCAAGUGUAUCGUUCUGUAACCACAUGACACAGCGAUGCCGGGGCUCAGCUGUAGAUUUUACCAGCACCGGUUCCCAGAGGUGGAGGAUGUUGUGAUGGUGAACGUGCGGUCCAUCGCCGAGAUGGGCGCCUACGUCAGCCUCUUGGAGUACAACAACAUCGAGGGCAUGAUCCUUCUGAGUGAGCUGUCACGUCGACGUAUCCGCUCCAUCAACAAGCUCAUCCGCAUAGGACGCAACGAGUGUGUGGUCGUCAUCCGAGUAGACAAAGAGAAGGGAUACAUUGAUUUAUCAAAAAGAAGAGUUUCACCAGAGGAGGCCAUCAAGUGUGAAGAUAAAUUCACCAAAUCUAAAACUGUGUACAGCAUCCUCCGACACGUUGCAGAGGUGCUGGAAUACAGUAAGGACGAGCAGCUAGAGAGCUUGUACCAGCGCACCGCCUGGGUGUUCGAUGAGAAAUACAAGCGGCCAGGAUACGGAGCCUACGAUGUCUUCAAACAGGCUGUAUCAGAUCCUUCCAUUCUGGACGGACUGGACUUAACAGAAGAAGAGAGGAACGUGCUAAUCGAUAACAUCAACAGGCGACUCACUCCACAGGCUGUCAAAAUCAGAGCGGACAUCGAGGUGGCGUGCUACGGGUAUGAGGGCAUCGAUGCCGUGAAGGAAGCUCUGAGGGCCGGACUUGGCUGCUCCACGGAGGCCAUGCCCAUCAAGAUCAACCUGAUCGCUCCUCCUCGCUACGUCAUGACAACGACCACUCUGGAGCGCACAGAGGGCCUGUCUGUCCUCAACCAGGCCAUGGCUGCUAUCAAGGAGAAGAUCGAGGAGAAGAGAGGCGUCUUCAACAUCCAGAUGGAGCCUAAGGUGGUGACAGACACGGAUGAGACAGAGCUCGCCCGGCAGCUGGAGAGGCUAGAGCGAGAGAACGCCGAGGUGGACGGAGACGACGACGCAGAGGAGAUGGAGGCCAAAGCCGAGGAUUAGAGUCGUUCCUCACAGCAAGGCUGUUGGGGGAAAGAAUAACAUCAAGGCAGAUAUGUGGACAGACCUGGCUGCAGUCACUCAGUCCAACAGAUGUUAACUUUCACAUUGCAAACAUUAACUGGCGUUAAUAGUUUAUUGGCAAACGUCCCGGUUUGUUCUUUAGCAAGUUUGCUUCAGAAGAUGCUCACAAAAAGCUGUCUUCUUAUGCAGACAUUGAAGGAAAGUUAAAUUACAAUUCAAACAUCAGUAUAGUUUCUAUUUUUAAGUACACCGAUUUGAAUAAAUAACUCUAAAACAACAACAAGCAGUGGCCUUCACUUACCUCUUGCUUAAGAGCCUAGUGUUUUUAGUUUCCGUGGCGUUUCAUCUCUGGCAGGUCACUGGAUGAGAUUGAUUUAAAGGGGAAAUAAACACAUAGGCUCAUCUGUCUCAACACCGGUCAGUGGUGACUUUAUGUGCUGUUUCUCUUCCAGUUAAAGGAUUUUUACUGGCAAGACCUGCUCUUGUUUAGCUCACAUGGCAUCAAUAAAGUUCUGGAAGUUUUGAUCUCAA
Molecule: messenger RNA, 1665 nt
Organism: Centropristis striata (black sea bass)
Lineage: Eukaryota; Metazoa; Chordata; Actinopteri; Perciformes; Serranidae
Gene: eif2s1b
Product: eukaryotic translation initiation factor 2, subunit 1 alpha b
Exons: 8
Coding region: 166-1113 (315 amino acids)
Cellular component (GO): multi-eIF complex; eukaryotic translation initiation factor 2 complex; eukaryotic translation initiation factor 2B complex
Molecular function (GO): RNA binding; translation initiation factor activity; ribosome binding
Source: RefSeq, a predicted model, not a curated record